Molecule: messenger RNA, 604 nt
Organism: Camelus dromedarius (Arabian camel)
Lineage: Eukaryota; Metazoa; Chordata; Mammalia; Artiodactyla; Camelidae
Gene: PMIS2
Product: PMIS2 transmembrane protein
Exons: 2
Coding region: 1-483 (160 amino acids)
Cellular component (GO): membrane; intracellular membrane-bounded organelle
Source: RefSeq, a predicted model, not a curated record
AUGCCCCCAAAACCUGCCCCAGAGGCCCCUCCUGCUCCAGACGCCCCACCAGCUCCAGGCGCCCCACCAGCUUCAGGCGCCCCACCAGCUCCAGGCGCCCCACCAGCUCCAGGCGCCCCACCAGCUUCAGGCGCCCCACCAGCUCCAGGUGCCCCACCAGCCCCAGAGGUCCCACCCAGUGCGGCACAAGAGCCUACACAGUCACCUGAAGAACUGGCAUUUUACGCCCCAGAUUAUUUUUAUAUGACCAUCGUGGCUGCACUGCUUUUCCCUCCCCUGGGAAUACCAGCAAUCCUCUUCAGGUGUCACAAGGCUGGGCUCAGAAUUCCAUAUCUAAAGUUCCCAUUCCUACAGACCGAAGAGGCCAACAAGAAGAGCAAUUGGGACAAGGCUUAUAUCAACUCAGGCCGAACUGGUUGGUUGGAUGUAUUCGCCAUACUCAUCGGUUUAGGCAUCAUUUAUUACUGUGUCCUAUUUAUGUGAAGGCCAGGCUCAGUAGCCAAUGGGUUCACCCACUCCAACAGUACCUACCCAAAAAGACAUUAACCAGACAAAUCAGCCACCAUGCAAGAAACCAACAGCUGAGACAUCCCUAGCCAGGAAG